Aethina tumida (small hive beetle) is the source of this 1289-nucleotide messenger RNA. Its product is annotated as RNA-binding protein squid-like. Bases 91 to 1056 code for a protein of 321 amino acids. Gene Ontology annotation, biological process: regulation of gene expression. Gene Ontology annotation, cellular component: nucleoplasm. Lineage: Eukaryota; Metazoa; Arthropoda; Insecta; Coleoptera; Nitidulidae. Gene Ontology annotation, molecular function: RNA binding. The transcript has a single exon. The record is from RefSeq and is a predicted model, not a curated record.
GCCCAGCAAGUUACACAGUAACAACUAGCCAUCUUCUCCUGUCGUUUCGUUUUGUUUUGUUAUAAACUUAAUAUUUAUAUUAAAAACACAAUGGAAUCAAACGGUCAAGAAACUAAUGUUGCCCCAGCUUCAGCCCCGGCUCCGGCACCGGCACCCACUUCAACAACCACAGACUCAUCGUUGAGAAAGAUCUUCGUAGGGGGCAUCAGCCAGGAGACCACGGAAGCCCAGCUGAAAGAAUAUUUCACCGAGUACGGAAGCAUCGAAGCCAUCCGCCUCAAAACCGACCCCAACACCGGCAACUCCAAGGGCUUCGCCUUCAUCGUGUUCACCAGCACCGAAGCCCUGGAGGCCAUUUUUGCCAAAGACGAACACACGAUCAACAACAAAAAGGUGGACGUGCAGAAGGCCAAAAUCAAAGAGGGCAAGCUGUUCGUCGGCGGCAUUAACGCCGACAUGUCCGAGGACGACAUCAAAAACCACUUCGGCCAGUUCGGCAAGAUCACCAAGGCGGAGUUCCCCAUCGACAAGACCAAGAACCAGAGGAAGGCGUUCUGUUUCAUCACCUUCGAGUCCGACUCGAUCGUCAACCAGAUCGCCAAGACCAGGAAGCAGACGAUCAAGGGCAAAGAGGUGGACGUAAAGAAGGCGAUGCCGCAAGAAAAGUCGUUCGGUGACGGCUUCAACCCCGGCUUCGGUCAGGGUUUCAGGAGCAACAACGUGAGUUUGGUGGGUGGACGAGGACGCGGCGGAGCUCGCGGACGUGGUGGUUUCCAGAAUCGUCGAGGGGGUUUCAAACCGAGGGGUGGAAUGAACAAUGCACAGGGACAAGGGAACGGUUGGACCAGUUUCGGGGAUAACGGCGCCAACUACUCUGAUUUCGGUGCAAAUGGUAAUGGGUACGGAUAUAAUCAGGGAUACGGCGGUAACGGGCAAGGGUACGGUGGCAAUGAUCAAGGAUACGGGGGCUAUGGCACCAAUGGCAAUGCCAACGGGGGUUUUGCCAAACAGAAGGGCUUUAACAAAGGAAAUCAACAAAGAUUCACACCAUACUAAAUGGUGUUGGUAAUCUCGAUCAAUGUUUUUGAUAUGUCUAGUUAUUAACAAUUAAUUUAUAAGGUUAGGCUCCAUUCUUAAAAGAAUGUGUUCAUAUUUAUGAAAUUAUUAAUUAAUUAUAUUAUUAUGUAUUUGGUUAAUUUUGUAUGAAAAUGUGUGUAUAACUUUUGUAAUGCUGCAAUAAAAUAUAUAAUUAAUUAUUUUAAAUGUAUUUUUUAUACAUUUAAUAUUGA